Messenger RNA from Labeo rohita (rohu), 1795 nucleotides. Its product is annotated as rhamnose-binding lectin-like. The record is from RefSeq and is a predicted model, not a curated record. Bases 38 to 1363 code for a protein of 441 amino acids. Gene Ontology annotation, molecular function: carbohydrate binding. Lineage: Eukaryota; Metazoa; Chordata; Actinopteri; Cypriniformes; Cyprinidae. The transcript has 16 exons.
UAAAUGUAGCAUUUUACAGGAAAACAAGUCAUCUAUCAUGAUGGUGCAAAAGCUAAGCGGUAUCACUUUCCUGCUGUUGCUGUGUCAACAUGCAUGUGCAGAUGAUCAAACAAAACAUUCAGUGGUCUGUCAAGGAAAAAAUGCGUAUCUCACAUGUGACUCUGGAUUCAUACAUAUCUUGGAUGCCAACUAUGGACGGACUGAUAUAUCAACUUGCUCAGAAGGAAAACCACUUCAGCAGAUCUCAAAUGUUUACUGCUACCAAGAAACAUCCUUCCGUACAAUGAGUGUUAGGUGUAAUGGAAGAGGAAGCUGUUCUGUUGAUGCAGAGAACUCAGUUUUCUCCGAUCCUUGUUCUUUGACUUAUAAAUACCUGAAAGUGUCUUAUGAGUGUCGCCAACUGCAAAAAAGUAUAACUUGUGAAAGUUUCCAAAGUGUCAUUGCCUGUGACAGUGGUUUUAUUUCUGUUCAUCACGCCAAUUAUGGACGGCGGGAUUUUUCAACUUGCCCCCAUGCAACAGGAAAAUCAGUCUGUUACUUUCCUCAGACCACUGGCAUGCGUUCCAGGUGCAAUGGAAAGAGGUAUUGUGAUAUAGAUGCUUCAAAUCAGGUGUUCUCCAAUCCAUGUGGCAACGUCUAUAAGUACCUGGAAGUGACGUAUUCCUGCGAAAAAGCUUAUUCAAACCCCUGCAGACAGUCGGUCAGAACUGUGCAAGGACAUCUUGAAGAAUUCAGCCCAGACUUCAGAAUCUCAGUAAAGCGUUUACUGAUGGAUGACCACAGUGCAGAUAAGGGGAACGUAGUGCUGCCGCCUGGUGGUGCUGUGCCUUCAGGGAAGGCCAAUGAGGAAAACAUGAUUGACAACCCAUAUCUUCGGCCAGUCAAAAAGCCCAAAAGUUUUCCUUUUGUUCACACAUUCAACAUGCUGGUGCAAAAGCUAAGCUGGAUCAGUUUGCUGCUCUUUCUGUGUCAACAAGGAAUAGAGGCAAAAAGAACAGUGGCCUGUGAAGGACAAUCUGUGCGCCUCCACUGUAUUUUAGGAUUAAUAAAGGUGAUUAAAGCCAACUACGGGCGGACUGAUCGCACAACAUGCACUUAUAGGAUGCCACCUGCCUCCACCUCAAACAGACAAUGCUUUCAGCGAGAAUCCCUCCAUAUAAUGUCCACUUGGUGUGAUGCAAGAAAGAGCUGUUCUGUUCCUGCAUCGAACUCAGUUUUCUCUGAUCCUUGUGCUUGGACUUAUAAAUACCUGGAGGUGUAUCAUGUCUGUGUCCAUAAAGAUGCAUUGCGAAGAAGCCAAUUAAAUACUUCAGAUUAUGCCCGCGCUGACCCCGUCACAGUGUCCAUAAGUACCUGGAAGUGAUGCACAACUUUGUAUAACUUAGUGUCUACCCUGUUACUUAAAUGUAUUUUAUAUGUUUUGGGUGAAAAGGAAACAGUUUUGAUUAAAGAUAAAGUCAUAAAGAUAUAGAUAUUGUUGCUGCUAAUUUUGUUUUUGGUCUGACAAAUAUCAGUUCACUCUCCAGUGAUUUGUUUUAACGCAGUCUAUGCUGGGGUUUAGAAUGAAAACUUAAGAUCAUAACAAGCCUGUAAUUUCACAGCUUACGUAUUGAUUAGGCAGGGUGUAAUGAUCAUGUUUCAAUAAAUCAAAAUAAUGGGAAGUAAAUAUUUAGACACUUUAGAGAUGCUUUAGAAAUGGGCUAUCAUAAAUGUCACAGUGCAAAACAAAACAAAACAAAACAAAACAACUUUAUCAUGCUAAAAAGGCUUGUGUAGUAUAAUUUCUUUUUCUUUU